Messenger RNA from Lucilia cuprina (Australian sheep blowfly), 1980 nucleotides. RefSeq lists its product as uncharacterized. The transcript is spliced from 3 exons. Lineage: Eukaryota; Metazoa; Arthropoda; Insecta; Diptera; Calliphoridae. The coding region runs from base 933 to 1847 and encodes 304 amino acids. The record is from RefSeq and is a predicted model, not a curated record.
AAUAUACUGAUCUAUGGACUUGACUAAGCUAUGAAAUAAACUAUGUACUAAAUAUAAACUCUAGUCAAUUCUAAUCAACUGUUUUGCCCACUGUGUAUACAUAUAAAAUAUUUUCCAAUCAAACUUAUACAACUUGUAUGAGCAACCACGUCAUACCACACCUCAACUGAAAUAAUAUAUGUUGUCUUUCAUUCCAUUUAAUAUUAUUCACACAUUCAGCUCAAAUACACAACAAUUUGCGCAGAGAAAACGUGUAUGCACAUACUUAAAUAAAACCCUGCAGUUUUAAAUGCAACUAUGUCUACCAUUAUUUUGAGUUGUAAAAUAAUUGUUUACCUUAUGCAUCACAGGUAAUACAAUGUGCAGUUGCCAAAUGCCACUUGACCUAUUCGCUGUAAUCUACAGUUUAAUCAGUUUAAAUUUUCUUUCGAUCUUUUUCGAAACUCAGUUUUAAUAUAUAACAGGUAAAAUCGUUGAUUUUUUUAGCUACCCCAGAAUUAUUGGGUAUUUUUCUUUAAUCUUUUUUUUUCAUUCUAUUCAUCCAUAAGAGCGAAAGAGACAAAACUAUGCAAAUUUGUUCAAACUGGUUGUCAGACAUCAUAUGUUUAUUCAUGAAAACUGCACAAACGAGAGGAUAUUGUUCAGUUUGGUAUGUUUUUUGAAGUGGUAACAUGUAUUUUUCGCUUGAAACUUUAUAGUAGAUGAAAUAUAUAUAUUUUGUUAAAUCUUUUUUGUAAAGAAAUACACAAACACACCCUUGUUUGUGCAGUAUCAGCGAGUUGUGGCAAUAAUUUGAAGCAGUCUGGUGAAAGUGUGUUGUUUUAUAAUUUUUUUUUUGAAAUUUAUUUUAUUUACAAUUUGUGGUGACUGUACCUAAAUCAAUAUCAUAUUAACAUCAGUCUGUGGGAAAGUAGUUGAAAAAAAAAACAAUCAUGGAAAAAGAACAUAUGAAAUUUUGGCAAGAAUUUUUUCAUCUCUACAAAGAGCUACCCGCUUUGUGGCGUAUUAAAAGUACCGAAUAUUCAGAUCGUACUUUAAAAGCCAAUUGUUAUACAAAACUUGUAGCAAAACUUAAAGAAAUUUAUCCGGAUGCCGAUCGUGAAAUGGUUGUAAGAAAAAUUAAUAACUUUCGUACAUCAUACAGAAAGGAAUUGAGAAGAAAGAGAGAAAGUCAACGUUAUGGUAGAGUUCAUAAGCCAACACUAUGGUAUUUUGAUUGUUUAUCAUUUUUAUAUGAUCAGGAUGAGUGUGGUUGUGGAAGAUCAUUGGUGAGCGAAGAAGAGAAUACAGAAGAGAAACCAACAACUCAAAAACCCAUAAACCAUCAACAGUUUCCCGCAAAACGUAACCAUAAUAUCAAGGAAAGCGAUGAGGAAGAGAAUUUACCUUCUUCAUCAAAAAAGUUAAAACUGAGUCAUCGUUAUAUACAACCCAUUAAAUUGUCACAUGAAGAGCAAAAGCAAGCCCAACUCGAUGCCGAUAUCUUAGCCAAAUCCUGGGCUGUACAAUAUAAAGAAAUGCAAGGAAAUCAAAAAAUAAUAGCAAGAAAAAUUAUAUCAGAUAUUUUAUUUCAUGGCUGUAUCGGUACGCUGAAUAUGUCUCAUACUGUUGAUAUACAAGAAAUACUCUUGAGAUCGUCUAGCGAAGAUCAACUAAUGCAUCACGUGCCAGUUACACAAUCUAACAUGGAUUCAAAUGAUUCAGAUCAUGAUUCUGAUCAGGAAUUUAUUCGUUAUGAGUCUGUUAGAGAAUCAUCACCUAUACCGUAUAAUAGUUCCAGUCGAUCGGUGUCACCAUCGAAUUUACAAGAUGGUCAAGAAAUCGAAAUUAAAUUUGAGCUGCCUUAAGGGGGGAGGGGGACGAGUGGCAAAUUGGAUUUAUGAAAUUUACAGUAUUAUUGUAUAUAACUAUUUAAAGUUUAUUAUUUAUUUACAUUUUAAGAAAUAAUUCAAGAAUAAAAUCUGAAUUCAAAUUCCAAAA